Molecule: messenger RNA, 1708 nt
Organism: Haliotis rubra (blacklip abalone)
Lineage: Eukaryota; Metazoa; Mollusca; Gastropoda; Lepetellida; Haliotidae
Product: protein Wnt-10a-like
Exons: 5
Coding region: 1-1008 (335 amino acids)
Biological process (GO): cell fate commitment; neuron differentiation; multicellular organism development
Cellular component (GO): extracellular region
Molecular function (GO): frizzled binding; cytokine activity
Source: RefSeq, a predicted model, not a curated record
AUGUAUUCACAGAGACAAGAAACAUGCCUGAAGAAUGACAUCUUGCGCCUGAACAUCAAGAAAGAACCACACUUGGAUCCCAACACUGUGUGUAAGACGUACCCCGAGUUGUCCCAGACUCAGUACGACUUGUGUCGAAAGUACCCUGAUGUUACUGCGUCCGCUAUACAGGGUGUACAGAUCGGCAUCCAUGAGUGCCAGCAUCAACUGCGUACUCAUCGCUGGAACUGCUCCAGCCUCGAGAGGAAAAACAAAAACCCUCAUGCUAGCCCCCUUUUGAAAAGAGGUUUCAAGGAGACAGCAUUCGCAUAUGCAAUAUCUGCUGCGGGCGUCACACAUCAAGUAUCGAAGGCCUGCAGUCUGGGCAAGCUGAAGUCCUGCGGCUGUGACAUGAGCGUGUACGGGUUGAACAGAGACUUCGAGUGGGGAGGAUGCAGUCAUAACGUUGACUUCGGAGAGCAGUACGCGAAACGAUUCAUGGAUUCCAAAGAGAUGGCCCGGGAUAUCCACUCCCGUAUAAAUCUCCACAACAAUCGCGCUGGAAGAUUGGCUGUGAUCCGUAACGUCCAGAAGCAGUGCAAGUGUCACGGAAUGUCGGGCAGCUGUGAGCUGAAAACGUGCUGGAAAGCUGCGCCUAACUUCAGAGAAGUUGGGGAUCUGCUGAAGCGCAAGUUCAAGGCCGCCACCAAGAUUCACAUCGGAAAUGCAGCCAGUGGGCGGUUAAUAAAGCAGAAUGGUCGUCGCCCUCGCCAAUCAGAUCUGCUGUACUAUCAGAAGUCGCCGAGCUUCUGUGAGCCGAACAACCGUCUUGAUUCCCCCGGCACGACCGGUCGCCUGUGCAACAAAUCUAGUGACGGUGUAGACAACUGUGGAACACUAUGCUGUGGCCGAGGUUAUAACAUCCUAAAAGUCCGACGAUCUGAGAGGUGCAACUGCAAAUUCUACUGGUGUUGUUACGUAGAGUGUCAGACAUGUACUUAUAAUGAGUGGGUAACAGUCUGCAAGUGACCCCUGACAGAAGCCACACACUGUGGUAAUCAGUAAAGAGAGUUCACGUGGAGCCAAGGAUGUCGGCACUGUGAACACAGAAUCUGACGCAUUAUCACCAAGUGCCUGAUGUCGAAGUAGAUACAGCGACCAAGUGGCAAUGCUAACUGCAGCAGGGUAAGGUACAGAGAUACCUUCAGGUGACAAGACUAGACAUGUCGUCUUCAAUCGGAACGUAACACGCAUAAUUGAAAGUUUUGACAUUGUUGAAGAUCACCUACGUUGUAACUUGUUUGAUGUAUAUAAGUUUCUAUGUGAGGUGUCCCAUAGGUGGAUUUUUCCUGUAGCGUUGUAUUUAUAAGACAUGUAUAGUGGUUGCUGGAUCUGUGUUGCGAGACACCAGCAUCACUUCCGGAUCAUCAAUAUCAAAAGUGGCAACAUUGAUGUAUUUCAAAUAAAUUGUGUGUGUCUACAGAAAAUGUCCUAAACACCCACAAUAGGUGGUCAUGACAUUAAUCGUCAGCAAGCUUGUUCCCCCUUUGAGUGAGGAAGUGAGUGAGUGAGUGACCCACUUUAAUCAAUAAUCCAGCAAUAUUAAGGCGGGGGCACCAAAAAUGACCUUCUCACACAUUGUACCUAUUAACAGAAGGGUUAAUACACCUACCUAAAACAACAUUGAAAGGCUGAACGACAAAUUACAAAUACAAUUUCUAAUAUCUAA